Dicrocoelium dendriticum is the source of this 411-nucleotide messenger RNA. Lineage: Eukaryota; Metazoa; Platyhelminthes; Trematoda; Plagiorchiida; Dicrocoeliidae. The record is from the annotation of a GenBank genome assembly.
AUGUUUACUGUUGCAGCUCACUGCGGAGAAGAGUUCAAUAGGCCAACGUUUCGUUUCUCGUUCUGCUUUCAAGCAGCAUAUCCACUAGUCUGUGUUUGGCGAAUCACGGUAACACCAGGAAGAAAAGUGCAGCUCAUUUUCGAGACUCUAAGUUUGCCUUCCUCCAGAUCUCGAUUGCGUGUGUUAGACGGAAUUACCUGUGGAGGUACUAUCCUGUCAGAGUUUUCACAAUAUUCCAGCAUUCCUCAAAACGGCAUUGUCUCCAAUAGCAAUACGAUGACGUUGGUGUACACAGAUCCAGUUAUUGAAAAUGUGUCGACAAAUAUUGAUUUCUCUUUUUCAGAGAGAGAGUCAACGGAGUACGGGACAAUUCCUUAUACAGUAGAGGCGAAAUAUCAGAUGUUCAUUUAA